AUGCCGAUGUACCAGGUAAAGCCCUAUCACGAGGGCAGCGCAUCUCUCCGUGUAGAGCUUCCCACCUGCAUGUACCGGCUCCCCAACGUGCACGCCAGAACCGGCAGUCCAGCGCCGGACUCAGGCCACGUGCAGGAAGAGUCCGACCCAUCUCUUCAAGCCCUUGAGUCCCGCCAAGAUGAUAUUUUAAAACGUCUCUAUGAAUUGAAAGCUGCGGUUGACGGCCUCUCGAAGAUGAUUCAGACACCAGACGCAGACGUGGACGUAACCAACAUAAUCCAAGCUGACGAGCCCGCUGCUUUCUCGACCAGCGCGUUGGACUUAAACUCGGUGCUUGGAAAGGAUUACGGGGCGCUGAAAGACAUCGUGAUCAACGCAAACCCUGCCUCCCCUCCCCUGUCCCUGCUCGUGCUGCACAGGCUCCUGUGUGACCACUACAGGGUCCUGUCCACCGUUCACACGCACUCUGCAGUUAAGAGUGUGCCAGAAAACCUCCUCAAGUGCUUUGGCGACCAGACCAAAAAACAGCCCCGUCACGAGUAUCAGCUGGGUUUUACUCUAAUUUGGAAGAAUGUGCCGAAGACGCAGAUGAAGUUCAGCGUCCAAACGAUGUGUCCCAUCGAAGGAGAAGGGAACAUCGCCCGGUUUCUGUUCUCUCUGUUUGGCCAGAAGCAGAAUGCUGUGAAUUUAACCCUCAUAGAUAGCUGGGUAGAUAUAGCGGUUUUUCAGCUAAAAGAGGGAAGCAGUAAAGAAAAAGCCGCUGUGUUCCGCUCCAUGAACUCCGCUCUUGGCAAGAGCCCCUGGCUGGUUGGGAAUGAACUCACUGUGGCAGAUGUGGUGCUGUGGUCCGUGCUCCAGCAAACGGGAGGCGGCAGCAUGACAGUGCCGGCCAACGUGCAGAAGUGGAUGAGGGCGUGUGAGAACCUGGCCCCCUUCAACACUGCCCUCAAGCUCCUUCAGUGA
This is a messenger RNA of Puma concolor (puma), 963 nucleotides long. RefSeq names its product aminoacyl tRNA synthetase complex interacting multifunctional protein 2 (gene AIMP2). Gene Ontology annotation, cellular component: aminoacyl-tRNA synthetase multienzyme complex. Lineage: Eukaryota; Metazoa; Chordata; Mammalia; Carnivora; Felidae. The record is from RefSeq and is a predicted model, not a curated record.